Molecule: messenger RNA, 1152 nt
Organism: Cryptomeria japonica (Japanese cedar)
Lineage: Eukaryota; Viridiplantae; Streptophyta; Pinopsida; Cupressales; Cupressaceae
Exons: 3
Coding region: 1-1152 (383 amino acids)
Molecular function (GO): nucleic acid binding
Source: RefSeq, a predicted model, not a curated record
AUGGCGAGUGCCCCAGUUUUGGUGUGUCCUGAUUACACCAAAGAAUUUAUCAUGUACAAUUAUGCAAAUGAUCAUACCUAUUCGGCUAUACUGAUGCAUAAUAAUAAUGAGGGUGUUAAAUCACCUAUUGCAUUCAUGAGUUAUCCAUUAAAGGCCCAUGAAUUGAAAUACUCAGAAAUGGAGAAGCAUGCCUUUGCCAUGGUUAAAUCGGUGAAACAUUUUAUAUUUUAUAUUCUCAAUUCACAUGUCAUUGCACUUGUUCCUAAUGCUGUUGUCAAGUCAAUUCUAACACAACAAGAAUUUGGAACUAAAAGGGGCAACUGGGUUGCCAAAAUUCAGGAAUAUGACAUGGAAAUUAAGCCUACCAAGUUGGUUCAUGGAAAAGGAUACUGUUGGCUAACAUUGUUUAAGGAUGCAUGCAGUUGGGUUCGCAAAUGCAAGCAAUGUCAGCAGUUUGUUGGUAAGCCUAAGCUGGUGACACUUCCUCUUAAGCCAAUGGUAAUUGAAGAGCCUUUUCAACAAUGGGGAUUAGAUUUUGUUGGACCUGUUUAUCCAACAUCUAGUGUGGGAAAUGGUCAAGAUGAGUCAAGAAACAAGAACCUGGUUACCAUUAUUAGGAAGCUUGUUGAUGAGAGACAAUGGACUUGGCAUAAGGCUCUUUAUGAUGCACUAUGGGCGGAUUGUAUAGCUCCAAAAAGAGCAAUUGACAUGUCAUUUUUCCAACUUCUGUAUGGAUUGAAUGUCGAGCUUCCUAUCACUUUGGAACUUCCAGCAUUGAAGCUUGCCAAGGCCGGUGAAGACGAAACUUACCAAGGUUCACUUGAUAAGUGGAUUAUGUUUCUUUCUCAGUUAGAGGAAACAAGAGCAGAGGUGGUGGAUAGAAUUUUUGCACACCAAAGCCAAGUGAAGGCAUUAUUUGACAAGAAGGCUACUUCUCGUGAGUUCACAGAUGGUGAUCAAAUCUUGUUAUGGGACAAGAGGAGGGAGCCAAAGGGUAUGCAUGAGAAAUUUGAUUCCUUAUGGAGAGGCCCCUUCACUAUUCAUGAAGUAUGUGGCGAGCAUAGCUUUUUGCUUGCAUAUGUUGAUGGUACCUCAUUCUCAUUACCUCAAAAAGAGUUGUCUUCACUUCCUCCUUGGAAACGUUUUCUAUGA